CUUGCAUAUUUUUGAACUCUGCCUAAUUCCUCAUAGGCGGUCACAAUCCACAAAUCACAAUUGCACAAAUUGGAUUUCGAACCGCCACUGAUACGGGAAUUUCGCAGAAUAAUCAUUAGUAUUUUCGAUCAAAUCCCCAAAAUCCUUGGUUUAACAAUUUCAAAUUUAUUCUUUGUCAACAAAAGAAUCCCUUUCCAGAUCCAACACUCGCUUAAUCAAUAGAUUAUAUCUCUCUUAUUUAACUUCCCCAUGAUCGCCAACUCUCCAUCGCUUCAUGUCCGUGGCCGGUUGAGAUCAAGUAAUUAUUUUUCUGAUUCAUUUUCAUAUUGUUUACAAGUAUCUACUUGUUGAGCGGAAUUUAGCUGAAUUUAAACAUCGGAUUCAAUUGACGUGAAUUUGGGUUUUUUCUCAGGAGCUUAUCUGAGGCAUUGGUUAUGUGUGAGGGAUUAGUGGAGGAUGAUGAAUGUUGGUGAUGCUUGAUAUGUGUAUGGAUAUAUCUGGGCCGUAUGCAUCUGUUGGAAUAGGUCAUCAAGGUGUUGUUUUCAUGAAAGAGAAAAAUCGGUGACCUCCCUGAAUGUGAAAAGUUAGUAAAAGCAGAAAUUUGUGAAGGUUUUGAUACCGGAUUUUAUAACUAGUUUGAAUAAGAGAGCCAUGACUUCUGUCUCUAUUAAAGAAUGGCCUAAAUCGGCAUACCCAAAAGCCCUUCUUUCCAUUGUUGCUUCAGUUGGUGGUCUUGCCGUAUUCUUACUUCUUGCUUCCACCUUUUUGCUCUCGCAACCCAUCGGUUCUACUGUUCGUGGGUACUUCUAUGGUGUUGAGAGCUCGAGAAAAAUUGAUUCAGGGUCUGCCACCAUUCAUCCAAGUCCCGAUUCCAGCUACAAUAUCAAUCAGAUUGAAGACAUACAAAAAUCAAAUUUAACUGUUCAGGAAGGGAAUGAAAAUGAAGUUAAUUCUCAACAUGGCGGUAUUAAAUCUUCUGAAUUUGGUGAAGAUAAUCAGACUACAGUAUCGCAAGAGAAGACUGAAAUUUCAGGUUCAGGACAAGUAGUAUCUGAGAAUUCAAAGGAAAAGAUCCAAGAGUCAAUGGUAUCUCUUGAAGGGGAUGUCAACAGGAUUCCAUCUCCGAAUGAUGCUGAUUUUAGUAAAAAUGCAUCAUCCUCCUCCAAUAAUGUGCCAAAUGAAAUAACGGAGAUUGUGGAGUCUUCUGAUUCUACCACCAAGCAGAGUCAAGCUAAUUUUGUUGAUUCAGAUUGUGAUCUUUCGCAUGGAAAAUGGAUUCAUGACAUGAAGGGGCCUCUGUACACAAAUAACUCAUGUCCUGUGAUCACUCAGAUGCAGAACUGCCAAGGGAAUGGAAGGCCAGACAAAGAUUAUGAGAACUGGAGAUGGAAACCAUCCCAAUGUGAAAUCCCAAGAUUUGAUCCGAAGAAGUUCUUGGAGUUAAUGAGAGGAAAAACUUUAGCUUUUAUUGGUGAUUCAGUUGCACGGAAUCAGAUGGAAUCAAUGUUGUGUAUCCUGUGGCAGGUGGAGGCCCCCAAAAAUCGAGGCAACAAGAGAAUGCAACGCUACUACUUCAGGUCCACAUCCACAAUGAUUGUCCGCAUAUGGUCCUCCUGGCUCGUCCACCAGACAUCUGACCCGUUAGACUUUGCGCCAGCUGGUGUGGUCAAGCUCCACCUGGACGCCCCAGACGAGGUCUUCAUGGACUACAUCACGGACUUCGACGUGAUCGUCCUUUCCUCAGGCCACUGGUUCGCCAAGCAGUCGGUCUACGUUUUGAACAACGAGAUUGUCGGGGGACAGCUAUGGUGGCCCGAUAACUCUCGAAAGAAGAAAAUCGACAACAUCGAGGCUUUCGGGGUUUCGGUCGAGUCCAUUCUUACAGCUAUGGCCACGCAUCCCAACUACACGGGCCUCACCAUUGUCCGGAGCUUCUCGCCUGACCAUUACGAAGGCGGGGCCUGGAAUACAGGCGGGUCUUGCACGGGGAAAGUACAGCCAGCCGAGGAAGGAAAACUGGUCGAGAAUGGGUUUACCAAUGUAAUGCAUGAGAAGCAGGUGACGGGUUUCAACCGCGCGUUGAAGAAGAAGACGAACAAGUCGAGAAUGACGCUGCUGGAUAUCACGGAAGCCUUCUCGUAUAGGCAUGACGGGCAUCCGGGCCCAUACCGAAGCCCGGACCCAAAUAAGGUUACUAAGAGGGGCCCGGAUGGGAGGCCGCCGCCACAGGAUUGCCUGCACUGGUGCAUGCCGGGCCCGGUGGAUACGUGGAACGAGCUGGUUUUCGAAAUUAUAAGACGAGAGUUUGGCAAGAGAUCAGAUAGUUCGCUUUGAGGGUUUAGUGUGUGAUGGGUUUUGUCCAGAAGUGAGUGUUGUUUGGUUAGAGACAUUCUUUUGCCUUGUUUUUACUUCAUACUAUAUUUUCCAUUGGAGGAAAUUAUGUAACUUAUGGUUAAAUGAGAUCUAGCUGGUUUGGUUUUAUAGCAGACAGAUGUUAUUGUAAACGGAACGAUUUUUAAUAGUAAGUUAAUUAAUUUCCUCGAGUUUAAUAUCGACUAGCGCUUGUUAUUCUGCAUCCAGAGUUUUCUAUGUAAUACACCAUCCUUUAUACAUGUGGUAUUGAAGGAUAUCAAAUAUAUGAUUUUCU
Molecule: messenger RNA, 2647 nt
Organism: Striga asiatica
Lineage: Eukaryota; Viridiplantae; Streptophyta; Magnoliopsida; Lamiales; Orobanchaceae
Source: the annotation of a GenBank genome assembly